CGAAGUCCACCACCACCAUUAGAUAUAAGAGCUUUCCCGCCCUCAAACUUUCUCACUCUGCACUACCCACAAUCGCAUCCCUACAUUGGAAGAUGCGACUCUGAAGACUCUGGAAUUUGAAGCGAAACCUCCAGAAACCUUAAUUCUUGAAUCGUUUAUCUCUCCGAUUCACAACGAUGAAGCUUCGGCCUCUCAGUUCUCGGUCUUCGAUCGAUGACAAUAAUAACCGAGUCAUAGAGAUCUCGGAUGAAGAUGAAGAUCAUGUAGGAUCUUUGGAUUCCGAUUAUCAAGAUGAAGUUGAUAAAGGUGAAAAUUCUUUGGAUGCAACGAAAGAGUAUGAAGGGGGAGAGUGUUUGGAUUUAAAUCUUCAACCAGAAGCUGAGAUUGAAUUCAUUGAUGAUGACGGGAUUGAUAGUGAUUUUGAUAUUGAGCAUGAGGUGGCAAAAUUGAGGAAAGUAUGGUCAAAGAAGAAUAGAGGACAGCCGAGUCGCAAUCGAGAGGAAGAGGAAGAGGAAGAGGAAGAGGAAGAGAUUGUGGAUGCGAUCAAUGAGGAAGAGCAAGUGGUUCAUGAGCUGGAGUUUGAUAGGAACAAGAAUAAGAAGAGGAAGAGGAAGGCGAAAAAAAAGGGUAAGCCGAUAUUGAUGUGGGAAGUUUGGGAAGAAGAGAAUGAGACAUGGGUCAGUGAGAAUAUCGUACAAGAUAUUGAAUUGGAUAAUCAGCAUGAACUAGUGGUUGAAACUGCUGAGCCAACUUCGGAUUUGAUUAUGCCAUUGUUGAGGUACCAGAAGGAAUGGUUAGCUUGGGCGCUGAAGCAGGAAGAGUCUGCUGCUAAAGGGGGUAUUCUAGCGGAUGAGAUGGGGAUGGGGAAGACUGUCCAAGCAAUUGCACUGGUUCUUGCUAAAAGAGAAUUACUCCGAGCAACUUGUGGACCUAGUGGACUUUCAACCUUGCCCAGUACCAGUUCUUCUACAGGGUUGCCGGAAAUUAAGGCCACCCUUGUGAUUUGUCCCUUGGUUGCUGUGAUUCAAUGGGUCGGUGAGAUUGAUCGGUUCACGUCAAAAGGAAGCAACAAAGUGCUGCUUUACCAUGGAGCCAAGAGAGGGAAAAGUCUUCAUGAAUUCUCAGAAUAUGAUUUUGUCAUAACUACAUACUCGACAGUUGAGGCUGAAUACAGGAGAAAUGUGAUGCCCCCUAAACAGAAAUGCCAAUGGUGUGGAAAGUUAUAUCAUGAGCAUAGGAUGUCUGUUCACCUGAAAUACUAUUGUGGGCCUGAUGCUAUUAGAACUGAUAAGCAGUCAAAGCAGCAGAGGAAGGGGCAGAAACUUGGAGUUAAAAUAUCAAUGCAGAAAACAUCUGCCAAAGGCAAGGCCAGUGAAUCAGUGGGUGGUAAAAGGAAGGGAGCUGGCAAGAAGUCCCUGAAGCAUCGUAGUGAGGAAAAGGUUUUGGACAUUGGUUCACCCAUUGAGAAUUUGGCAGGAGAGGAGCAAACCUUGUCUGGAAGUAAAUCUAUUUUGCACUCUGUGAAAUGGAAUCGUAUCAUUUUGGAUGAAGCUCAUUAUAUAAAAGAUAGACGAUGUAACACAACAAAGGCAGUUCUUUGUUUAGAAUCUUCAUAUAAAUGGGCUUUAAGUGGCACUCCCCUUCAGAAUCGUGUUGGAGAACUUUACUCACUUGUACGCUUCCUACAGAUAAUUCCAUACUCAUUUUACUUUUGCAAGGAUUGUGAUUGCAGAGCACUUGAUUAUAGGUAUUGUGGCACUUUGCUUAUGAUCGUUGUGUCUAUUUGUAGUUGCAUAGUUGGAAGUGUCUUAAACCCUCCGUACUUGGUUGAUAUUAUAAGGUUCAUGGUGCUGUGUGGACCAGAGAUUCACUUAUCAAUGGUGGUGACUAUGGGUGUUGGUUGGGGGAUCGCCGAUGAUGGUGUUGGACGAUUGGAGGAGGAGAGGGUAGAUAUGUGGGUUGGUGGUCCGAAUUCAAGGUGUGGACCAGAGAUUCACUUAUCAAUGGUGGUGACUAUGGGUGUUGGUUGGGGGAUCGCCGAUGAUGGUGUUGGACGAUUGGAGGAGGAGUUGAAUCUCAAAAUCUUCUUGUUAAUUUCGUCUUUCAUAACUUUGUUCAAUAACAGUUCCUCAACUGAUUGCGCACACUGUCCUCACAAAUCUGUGAGACACUUCUGCUGGUGGAACAAAUAUGUUGCUAAACCAAUUCAAGCUCAUGGCAAUGUUGGUGACGGUAAAAGAGCCAUGAUUUUGCUGAAGAACAAAAUUUUGAAAAGCAUAGUGUUAAGGCGGACUAAAAAGGGCAGGGCUGCAGAUCUUGCACUUCCUCCUAGAAUUAUGAAAUUGAGACGGGAUUUAUUGGAUGUUAAGGAGGAAGACUAUUACACAUCUUUGUACAAUGAAAGUCAGUCACAAUUCAAUACAUAUAUUGAAGCUGGAACUUUGAUGAAUAAUUAUGCUCAUAUAUUUGACCUUCUGACACGCCUGCGGCAGGCAGUUGACCAUCCUUACCUCGUCGUAUAUUCUAGUUCUUCCAUGGCAAGAAAUGGAAUUGGGGUCGAUACUAGUGAUGGUGAACCAGUAUGUAGCUUAUGUCAUGACCCAGUAGAAGAUCCUGUGGUCACAUCUUGCUCACAUGUCUUCUGUAAGUCAUGUUUGAUUGAUUUCUCUGCUAGUGUGGGAGAAGUCACUUGCCCGUCUUGCUCAAAGCCACUUUCUGUCGACUUCACUACGAAUAAGGAUCAUGGCGACCAAAAUACCAGGACAACCAUUAAAGGGUUUAAGCCCUCAAGUAUCCUAAACAGAAUCAGGCUUGAUGAUUUCCAGACAAGUACGAAAAUAGAUGCUUUGAGGGAAGAAAUUAGAUUCAUGGUUGAAAGGGAUGGUUCGGCAAAAGGGAUCGUUUUUAGCCAAUUUACAUCGUUCUUGGAUCUGAUACACUAUUCCCUCCAAAAGUCUGGUGUUAAUUGUGUUCAGUUGGUGGGAUCCAUGUCAUUGUGUGCAAGAGAUGCUGCAAUUUCAAAAUUCACUGAUGAACCGGAUUGCAGAAUCUUUCUAAUGAGCUUGAAAGCUGGAGGCGUUGCCCUCAAUCUCACUGUUGCAUCGCAUGUUUUCUUGAUGGAUCCUUGGUGGAAUCCAGCCGUGGAGCAACAAGCCCAAGAUAGAAUCCACCGCAUAGGUCAAUAUAAACCAAUCAGGAUCGUAAGAUUUGUUAUUGAGAACACAGUCGAGGAAAGAAUUUUGAAGUUGCAAGAGAAGAAGCAACUGGUGUUUGAAGGGACCGUGGGUGGCUCAUCAGAGGCGCUCGGAAAAUUAACAGAGGCAGACAUGAGAUUCCUAUUUGGCUCCUAAGAAGGAUUGUUCAUUGGAGGGAUCUCGGUAACUUAUGUGCUUACCCCCCAAGAAGUAGUGCCUGCCUUGGUAUGUUGUUUUGUACCUGCUCCUUGUCGAACAUUUGUUUUUUGUGAACUAUACUUGUUGUAAGGUCAAACAAAGGAAAAAUGUCACCGGCCUCUGGGAAAUUAUCAGAUGUUGGAGCAUUUUUAACCUUGAUUCAAAUUUUUAUUUUAAUUUGAGUUAACAUUUAAGUAAAAAGUGAUAAAAACAUUCAUAAAAAUUGUAAUAAUGGUACGGUUCCAUAGACACUGCCACCACUAGUCAUGGUGUAUGUAUCUCCAGCCAUAUCAAUGGAUAGAGAGAAGAGGACCAUUGUGGAUAAUCGGAACCACGAGGCCUUUUAUGAUGCCAAAAUAGAUUUGUAGUUGGUAAUUUUACUUGUGGUGACACGAGGUACCAUUAAU
Molecule: messenger RNA, 3799 nt
Organism: Ilex paraguariensis (yerba mate)
Lineage: Eukaryota; Viridiplantae; Streptophyta; Magnoliopsida; Aquifoliales; Aquifoliaceae
Source: the annotation of a GenBank genome assembly